UCCAAGUAGUCUCAGUUGACAAAUAUGAUUGGUAGGUAUACUUCUAGGCAGUUGAAGUGUUCACGAACGUGUAAUAAAACCAAGCCAUUGAAUUACGACAAAUAUGGAGCUCGAGAUGAAAUCCAUUGACACAGAGAAGCAGAUCGCCACUGCUGAAAAAUUACUUCCGAGGAAAGACACCAGGAUACCAAAUUUCUGGUGCUCGAAACGAUUCCUGGUGGUGACCUUGUUGUUUUUUGGUAAUUUCAACAUGGUAAUGCAGAAAGUAAACAUUAACAUUGCUAUCGUCGAGAUGAUUGCCAAAAAAAAUACCACCACAGAAGACAACACAACCAUCAGCCAAGCAGAAUUCGAUUGGGAUUCAAAAACCGUUGGAAUGAUCCAAAGUAUAUUCGCUUACGGGUACUUGUUCUGUAUCGGAGGGGCAUACAUAGUUAGCAAAGUUGGAGGAGCGGUCGCUUGCGGAGGAUCGUUGCUGAUUAUGUCUAUAACAACCAUGCUGACUCCAGCCUGCCUAAACAUCAGUUUGUAUUGGUUCGCAGGCGCCAGGGUGCUUCUAGGAGUUCUCGAUGGCUUUGCGUACACAAGCAGUGCUGAGCUGUUAUCGCGUUGGGCGCCAGUUCAAGAGAGGUCAACCAUGAUGUCGAUGUGUUUUUGCGGAAUAUACAUCGGGAUCGCGGUUACUUAUCCAGUUUGUGGGUUUUUAGCAGAUAGAUGGGGCUGGCAGAUGAUAUUUUAUGUCACAGGAGCCAUUUGCUUCAUUUGGUCAGUUAUUUGGUUGCUCUUGGUGAAAAACCAGCCAUCCAAAGACAAAUGGAUGUCUUCAGAGGAGCGUUUAUAUAUCAUAGAAAAUACAGAGACGACACCUAGAAAAGAAGUUGUGCACCCAUACAAGGCAAUUCUUCGAUCGCCUCAAGUAUGGGCAUUAUGUGCUGCGAAAUUCACCUAUAGCUGGGGAUUAACUCUGUUGGUGACCUGUUUCCCAUUAUACGUCAAAGAUAUCACCCAAUUGAGCACCGAAGAAGUAGGAUUCAUAUCAUCGAUUCCAAAUUUCGCUUGCAUUUUCAUGAUUCCUCUAGCUGGAACAAUCAUGGACUGUUGGCAGAACCGAAGCAACCUCAAACCUACCCAGAUACAUAAGAUCAUGAUGAGCGUGGGAUUCAUUUCAGGAUCAGUUCUUUUCGUGUUUGCUUCCUUCAGUGAAAAUUUUAUUGUAUCUAUGGGUUGUUUCAUACUCAUAAAAUUGAUGCUAUCUUUCAACUUUUUAAUUUUACAAUUAGUGUGUAUUUACAUGGGACCUAAACACGCUAGCUUUGUGGCAGGAAUAUCCGCAUUUUGGUACACAGUAAGCACCAUGAUCCUGCCAACUGUGGUUGGAUUUCUAGUCCAACACAAUAGCCUUGAAGAGUGGAACAGAUGUUUUCUUCUAUCCGGAGGAGUCCUAUUAUGUGGUGCAGUUAUAUUUCUAAUGUACGGUUCCAGUGAACCUCAACCAUGGUCCACAUCAUCCCCUUCUUAUAUCAAUAAGAAAGCAAACAUCGAAAAUAUAAUACCUUGUGAAACCUGAA
Planococcus citri (citrus mealybug) is the source of this 1568-nucleotide messenger RNA. Its product is annotated as sialin-like. Lineage: Eukaryota; Metazoa; Arthropoda; Insecta; Hemiptera; Pseudococcidae. Gene Ontology annotation, biological process: transmembrane transport; monoatomic anion transport. Bases 104 to 1567 code for a protein of 487 amino acids. The record is from RefSeq and is a predicted model, not a curated record. The transcript is spliced from 9 exons. Gene Ontology annotation, molecular function: transmembrane transporter activity. Gene Ontology annotation, cellular component: membrane.